UAGCUCAUAAGGAUUUAUGGUCUUACUUGUUGAACAUCAAUGCCCCAAUUCCUUGGCUUGUUUAUGGUGACUUAAUAUCAUCACUUCAUCCAACAAAAGAGCUAUGGACACCCUCUCGAUUCAAAUGCUAUGGACCUUUAUCCGAUGAAAAUGGUUUAGGAUGUGUUCAAAGGAGGAGCAAUUCGACAUCACUAACUCGCAACAACUAUGGUGUUAAUACCAAACUC
Molecule: messenger RNA, 227 nt
Organism: Dovyalis caffra
Lineage: Eukaryota; Viridiplantae; Streptophyta; Magnoliopsida; Malpighiales; Salicaceae
Source: the annotation of a GenBank genome assembly